AGCAGCAGACACGCUCAGGGCUCAUAACAACGAAAUUUUGAAAAGGAUAAUUUGAACUCUUGCUGAUAAAAUGCCUGCUACGUCUGAGAUACACGUGACUGGUCCGUGCAGCAGCGAAGGACAGCAGCAGCGGGCCGAGGAGAAAAAAGCUGCUUCUCCCUUUUCUCUGUUCUGUGAUGAGAGCGGGUACCUUAACCAGAUCCAGUACGUUUUACAGAACGGAGUGAAGAAAGGCGACCGAACAGGAACAGGAGUCAUUUCUGUCUUCGGCUUACAGGCGAGAUACAGCCUGAGAGAUCAGUUCCCUUUACUCACCACCAAGAAGGUUUUCUGGAAGGCCAUUGUGGAGGAGCUGCUGUGGUUCAUAAAGGGUUCAACAAACGCCAAAGAGCUUUCAAAGAAAGGUGUGAAGAUCUGGGAUGCGAACGGCUCACGGGACUUCCUGGAUAAGAGUGGAUUUACUGAGCGUGAGGAGGGAGAUCUAGGCCCUGUAUAUGGUUUCCAGUGGAGACACUUUGGUACUGAGUAUAAAGACAUGCACACAGAUUACUCCGGACAAGGUGUCGACCAGCUGCAAAAAGUAAUUGACACAAUCAAGUCGAAUCCAGAGGACAGGAGGAUCAUUAUGUGUGCUUGGAAUCCUAAAGAUUUGCCUCUGAUGGCUCUUCCACCGUGCCAUGCUCUGUGCCAGUUCUAUGUGUGUGAGGGUGAACUGUCAUGCCAGUUAUACCAGCGUUCAGGAGAUAUCGGUCUGGGUGUGCCCUUCAACAUCGCCAGCUAUGCCCUACUUACGUACAUGAUCGCCCACAUCACAGGACUCAAGCCUGGUGAUUUUGUACAUACUCUUGGUGAUGCCCACAUCUACGUCAAUCACAUUGAGCCUCUGAAAGAGCAGCUUCAGAGGGAGCCUCGCCCGUUCCCCAAGCUGAAGAUCCGUCGCACUGUGGAAUGCAUUGAUGAUUUCACAGCUGAGGAUUUUGAGAUUUGUGGCUAUGAUCCCCAUCCCCAAAUCAAAAUGCAAAUGGCUGUUUAAACACAACUUCCUCCUAAAGUUGUACAGACAUAGACUCCUGUAACACUGUAAGGUGUUAG
This is a messenger RNA of Colossoma macropomum (tambaqui), 1092 nucleotides long. It is a transcript of the gene tyms, whose product is annotated as thymidylate synthetase. Gene Ontology annotation, molecular function: thymidylate synthase activity. Bases 71 to 1033 code for a protein of 320 amino acids. Gene Ontology annotation, cellular component: cytosol; mitochondrion. Lineage: Eukaryota; Metazoa; Chordata; Actinopteri; Characiformes; Serrasalmidae. Gene Ontology annotation, biological process: dTMP biosynthetic process. The transcript has 7 exons. The record is from RefSeq and is a predicted model, not a curated record.